AUGCCGCUCGUUGCGACGUUCCUGACACUCGGGCUGGCAGUGCUCCUGCUGUCCGCCGCCGGUCCGGCGGUCGCGCAGAGCUGCGGCUGCCCGGCGCACUUGUGCUGCAGCCAGUGGGGUUUCUGCAGCACGGGCCCAGACUACUGCGGCGCCGGGUGCCAGUUGGGGCCGUGCACGGUGGCGAGCAGUGGCGCCGCAGCUGCGGAGGCGUCCGGCGGCAAGCCCGUGGGGAGCGAGCGCACACCAUAG
Messenger RNA from Triticum dicoccoides, 249 nucleotides. Its product is annotated as chitinase 5-like. NCBI's taxonomy places the organism in Eukaryota, Viridiplantae, Streptophyta, Magnoliopsida, Poales, Poaceae. Bases 1 to 249 code for a protein of 82 amino acids. The transcript has a single exon. Gene Ontology annotation, molecular function: chitin binding. The record is from RefSeq and is a predicted model, not a curated record.